Messenger RNA from Selaginella moellendorffii, 5317 nucleotides. Its product is annotated as clathrin heavy chain 1. The record is from RefSeq and is a predicted model, not a curated record. Gene Ontology annotation, biological process: intracellular protein transport; receptor-mediated endocytosis. The transcript has 29 exons. Gene Ontology annotation, cellular component: chloroplast; clathrin complex; clathrin coat of coated pit. Gene Ontology annotation, molecular function: clathrin light chain binding; structural molecule activity. Lineage: Eukaryota; Viridiplantae; Streptophyta; Lycopodiopsida; Selaginellales; Selaginellaceae.
AUGACGGCAACGGGAGCGCCAAUCGUGACUAAGGAGAUCGUAUCGCUCACGGGGCUUGGGAUCGGGGCUCAGUUUGUCGGAUUUUCUUUCGUCACCAUGGAAUCCGAGAAAUAUAUCUGUGUCAGGGAGACUUCGCCACAGAACAGUCUCAUGAUUGUGGAUUUGAGCGUACCAAAGCAACCGUUGCGUCGGCCGAUCGCCGCGGAUUCGGCUUUGAUGAAUCCUUUGGGAAAAGUUCUCGCUCUUAGAGCACAAGAGCAGCUACAAGUUUUUAACCUUGACACCAAGGCCAAGCUAAAAGCUUAUCAAAUGAACGAACAGGUCUAUCGUCUUUGGAAAUGGAUCACACCGAAAAUCAUUGGACUGGUGACACAGGAUGCGGUUUAUCACUGGUCUAUUGAAGGGCCGCCUGAGCCGGUGAAGAUGUUUGAGAGAGCGGCCAAUUUGAAUGGCCACCAGAUCAUCAAUUAUCGCUGUGACCCCACUGAGAAAUGGCUUGUUUUGAUCGGGAUUGCUCCAGGCCCUCCGGAGCGUCCUCAACUAGUGAAAGGAAAUAUGCAGAUUUAUUCCGUAGACCAAAAGCGAAGUCAGUCACUUGAAGCUCAUGCUGCGGCAUUUGGAUCUUUCAAGCUUGCCGCAAAUGACGCUGCAUCUGUUAUUAUAUCUUUUGCAUCAAAGAGCUAUUCCGGGGCCCAGGUUGUGUCAAAGCUGCAUGUAAUCGAACUUGGCGCACAGACAGGUAAGGUUGGGUUUGGGAAAAAACAGGCCGAACUCUUUUUUCCUCCCGAAUUCGCUGACGACUUUCCCAUUGCAAUUCAGAUGUCUCAAAAGUAUGGUGUUAUCUAUGUCCUCUCGAAAAUGGGACUUCUUUUUGUCUAUGAUUUGGAGACUGCUGUUGCCGUGUAUAGGAAUCGUAUCAGCGUAGAUCCCUUUUUCAUUUCUGCUGACGCUCCUUCAAAUGGAGGUUUUUAUGCUGUGAACAAACGCGGCCAAGUUCUCAUGGGCACAAUCAAUGAGACGACAAUUAUUUCUUUCAUCAGCGAUCAGCUAAAAAAUAUGGACCUUGCAGUAAGCCUUGCAAAGCGAGCGAACCUCGCUGGAGCUGAAAAACUCGUCGUGCAAAGAUUUCACGAGCUAGUUUCGCAAACCAAGUACAGAGAAGCAGCAGACCUGGCCGCCGAGUCUCCUCAAGGUGUUCUUCGAACUCCUGAAACUAUUGCAAAACUUCAGCUGAUCACUGUUCCACCUGGGCAAACUUCUCCCUUGCUUCAAUAUUUUGGCACCUUGUUAACGAAAGGUCGCUUAAAUGCAUUCGAAUCUUUGGAGUUGUCUCGACUGGUUGUAAGUCAGAGCAAGAAACAUCUGCUGGAAAACUGGUUAGCGGAGGACAAGCUGGAGUGUACAGAAGACCUGGGGAACCUCAUCAGGGGGGUUGAUGCCGAAAUGGCCCUGAAAGUUUACAUUAAGGCCCGAGCAACGGCAAAAGUUAUUGCUGGAUUUGCUGAGAGAAGGGAAUUUGAUAAGAUAUUAAUCUACUCCAAGCAGGUUAACUACACGCCAGACUAUCUUUUCUUGUUGCAAUCAGUAUUAGCCAUCGAUCCGCAGGCUGCAGUAAAUUUUGCGUUGAUUUUAUCUAAAAUGGACGGUGGCUGUCCAGUUGAUUACAACAUCAUCAUUGAAUUAUUUCUCCAGCGCAACAUGAUCCGGGAAACUACCGCUUUUCUUUUAGAUGUGUUGAAGGAAAAUCUUCCGGAACACGGGCUGCUUCAAACGAAGGUUCUCGAGAUCAACCUGUUGACAUUUCCUAAUGUGGCAGAGGCCAUCAUGGCAAAUGGUGUUUUCAGCCACUAUGACCGAUCUCGCAUUGCUCAGCUUUGCGAAAAGUCCGGGCUUUUCAUGAGAGCACUUCAGGCACAUCUAGUGUUUAAAAUAUUUCACUGACAGUAAAAAAACUAUUUCUUGCAGCAUUACACAGAGUUGACGGACAUAAAAAGAGUCAUAAUAAACACCCAUACGAUGGAUGGUCAGGCAUUAGUCGAGUUCUUUGGCACACUUUCAAAAGACUGGGCGUUGGAUUGUAUGAAAGAAUUGCUCCUGAUUGAUAUGCGACAGAAUUUGCAGAUCGUCGUGCAGGUGGCCAAAGAAUAUGCAGAGCAACUUGGAGUCGAACAUUGUAUUGACUUGUUUGAGCAGUUUAGAUGCUAUGAAGGCAUAUUUUUCUUCCUGGGAGCGCAACUUGCAAAAAGUGAGGACGCCAACGUUCACUUUAAGUACAUCGAAGCAGCUGCUAAAAUUGGUCAGCUGAAAGAAGUGGAACGUGCAACAAGGGAAUCGAAGUUCUACGAUGCAGAGCGAGCUAGGAAUUUUCUCAUGGAAAUACAGCUUCCAGAUGCCCGUCCAUUGAUAAACGUCUGCGACCGCUUUGGAUUUAUCCCCGAACUAACACAUUAUCUAUACUCAAAGAACAUGCUCCGCUACAUUGAAGGCUACGUUCAAAAGGUAAACCCAGGAAAUGCACCACUAGUUGUUGGCCAGCUUCUUGAGGAAGAUUGUCAAGAAGAUUUUAUCAAGAAUUUGGUGUUUUCUAUCCGGUCUCUUGUUCCCGUAGAGCCACUUGUGGCCGAGUGUCAGAAACGGAAUCGACUGAGGCUGCUCACUCCAUUUUUGGAGAACCUGGUCUCUGAGGGCAGCAAAGACGUAGCUGUGCAUAAUGCCCUUGCUAAGAUUGCUGUGGAUACAAGCAACAACCCUGAACAUUUUCUCACCACCAAUCCUUACUAUGAUUCUCAAGUCGUGGGAAAGUACUGUGAGAAUCGGGAUCCUACGCUGGCUGUUAUUGCAUACCAUCGGGGCCAGUGUGAUGACGAUUUGAUACAUGUAACAAACAGAAACUCGCUAUUCAAAGUUCAAGCAAGAUAUGUUGUGGAGCGCAUGGAUCCCGAACUCUGGGCAAAGCUUCUCAAUCCAGACAACUUUUAUAGACGGCAGUUUAUUGAUCAAGUCGUUUCUACCGCUCUACCUGAUACUCGAAGCCCCGAUCAAGUCUCAGCUGCUGUGAAAGCUUUUAUGCUAGCGGACCUUCCGCACGAGCUGAUAGAGCUUCUUGAGAAAAUUGUGCUCCAAAACUCGGCAUUCAGCGACAAUCCAAACCUGCAGAACCUCCUUAUACUCACGGCCAUCAAAGCAGAGAAGUCUCGAGUUAUGGACUACGUAAAUCGUUUGGACAACUUCGACGGUCCUGCAGUGGGGGAGAUUGCUGUCGGUGCGGAACUCUAUGAAGAAGCAUUCACGGUUUUCAAAAAGUUUUCCCUGCACACCCAAGCCGUCAACGUUCUUCUCGAGAACUUGCAAAGCAUCGGGCGAGGUGUUGACUUUGCAAACAGGGUGGAAGAAGCAGAUGUUUGGAGGCAAGUCGCCAAAGCUCAACUCAAAAUUGGAGCGGUUGCUGAGGCUAUCGAUUCGUUCACUCGUGCAAAGGACACGACGCACUUCAGUGAAGUUAUCAAGGCAGCAGAGGAGGUCAAAGCUUAUGAUGAUCUUGUGAAGUACCUCUUGAUGGUCCGGAAGAGCAUCAAAGAGCCAAAAGUCGACUCGGAGCUGAUAUACGCCUAUGCAAUGUCAGAUCAACUGAGCGACAUCGAAGAUUUUCUCCUCCAGUCGCACGUCGCCAACUUACCGAGCGUUGGCGAAAGGCUCUACGAGGAUGGUGCUUAUCAGGCUGCCAGAAUCAUCUUCACUCAGACUUCCAACUGGGGCCGGCUGGCGACGACGCUCAUAAAACUGAAGCUGUUCCAGGACGCUGUGGAUGCAUCCAGGAAAGCUGACAACUCCAGAGUAUGGAAAGAGGUCUGUUUUGCUUGUGUUGAUGCAGAGGAGUUUAGGCUCGCGCAGAUUUGUGGACUGCACGUUAUUGUCCAGGUAGACGACCUUGAGGAAGUCAGUGACUACUAUCAGAAACACGAAAGGUGGAAAGAGCUUAUUGCGUUGAUGGAGAGCGGCUUGGGACUAGAACGCGCACACAUGGGAAUUUUUACUGAGCUAGGAGUGCUGUAUGCGAAGUAUCUUCCCGACAAGCUUAUGGAGCACUUGAAGCUAUUCAGCGCUCGCGUCAACAUCCCCAAGCUUAUUCGAGCGUGCAGCGAGCAACAGCACUGGAAGGAGCUAACCUUCCUUUACAUACAGUACGACGAGUUUGACAAUGCUGCAGCGACUAUGAUAGCUCAUUCUCCAGAAGCUUGGGAUCACACGCAGUUUAAAGAUAUCGCUGUGAAGAUGGCGAAGAUCGAAUUAUACUACCGGGCUAUCACGUUUUAUCUCGAAGAACAUCCAGAUCUUCUCAACGAUCUGUUGCUUGUCCUGUCUUCUCGUGUCGAUCAUACACAAGUGGUGAAUCUUCUCAGAAAGGCUGGUCACUUGCCUAUGAUAAAACCAUACCUGGUGUCGGUUCAAAGCCACAACCUUAGCGCAGUGAACGAAGCACUCAAUGCGUUGUAUGUCGAGGAAGAAGAGUUUGACAAACUGCGGGAGUCUAUCGAAAUGUAUGACACGUUUGAUCAAAUCUCGCUAGCUCAACAAAUUGAAAAACAUGAGCUACUGGAAUUUCGUCGCAUCGCAGCUUUCAUCUACAACAAGGCUGGAAGGUGGCGGCAGUCUGUAGAGCUUUCAAAAAAGGACGAGCUGUACAAGGAUGCCAUGGAAACUUGCUCGGAGUCUGGGGAUGGAAUGCUAACCGAAGAGCUACUCACAUUCUUUGUCGAGCAAGGGAGACGGGAUUGUUUUGCCGCUUGCCUAUACAUUUGCUACGAUCUUGUAAGAGCCGAUGUGGCCUUGGAGCUGGCAUGGAUGCACAAAAUGCUGGAUUAUGUCGUCCCCUAUAUGAUCCAGUUCAUAAGGGAGUACACAAACAAGGUAGACGAGCUCAUGAAGGACAAGUAUGACUCUCUCCAAGAGCUGCGCUCCAAGUCUAGCGAAGACAAAGAUAUGCUCUCCAAACAGAACUUGUACGCGCAGCUUCUUCCACUGGCACUGCCGGGACCGACCGCUCCCGGAAUGUAUGAAAUCCCGUAUGGAAUGUCUCCGCCGCCACCGCCGCCUUCCACUUCUUUCGCUGGUAUGCCACCGAUGAGCUUCUAACUUGAAACUUCGCCCGAGAGCAUCGAGAGAGGAAUUCCAGACCUCGUUUCCUAGACCCAAGGCCAAGUUAUCCAAAAGAAGAGGUGGUGAUCACUAAGAAUAGAUAGAAUCCGGAGUUUUAAAAUUGUUUCCAGUUUAUAAGCUAGCUGGCCAAGAAAUUAUCAAACUGAACAACUCGACAAAC